Truncatella angustata is the source of this 639-nucleotide messenger RNA. RefSeq names its product adenine phosphoribosyltransferase. The coding region runs from base 1 to 639 and encodes 212 amino acids. NCBI's taxonomy places the organism in Eukaryota, Fungi, Ascomycota, Sordariomycetes, Amphisphaeriales, Sporocadaceae. The record is from RefSeq and is a predicted model, not a curated record. The transcript has a single exon.
AUGGUCGAAUCAGGGUUAAGCGCCUCGCCUAAAGCAGAGCAUACCUAUACUCUUGACCUUGCAGGACGGGAACUGACUUUGCCAAUCGUGCCCAUCUCUGAGAGCCUCGCCAUUUCUCUCUUCAUGAUAAUAGACCAUCCCCUGUCAGUUCUAUCGCACACAGGUCAAGCGCUGGCAUCCUUGUUACGUCCCCUAGACCCAGAGGUCAUCGUGGCACCCGCUACCCUGGGCAUACCCCUAGCCAUCGAGGUAUCUCGUGCUCUAGGGCUGGAGCGAUAUGUGAUCCUGCAGAAAUCGCCCAAGAUCCAUCUAGCCGAUGCACUGUCUGUCUCCAUUACUAGCAUAACUUCCAAGGGGCCCCAGAGGUUCUUAUUGGACCGGGCAGCUGUCCCAAUACUGAAAGGCAAGAGGGCUUGCGUGGUCGACGACGUCGUGGCAAGUGGAAACAGCCUGAAAGGUGCACUGGAGUUGGUGCGCAAGGCAGGGGCUGACAUGGUCGGUGUCGGUGUGGUUUUGACCGAAGGAUGGGAGUGGAAGGCCUGCCUUGCGAAGGACGCAAACUUGAUCAAAGGCGUGGGGCAUAUCCCACAGUUUCAUUUGCAAAAUGGGACGUGGGUGGCUAUAAAUGAAACUCUGUGA